AUGGAGGCACGGAAUUUCUAUUUUACCGUCCAUUCUGCUAGCGACCUCAAAGAUGUUCGUCUAUUGGGAGAAAUGAAAGUUUACGCGAAGGUUACAAUAGCAGGAAAGAGCAAGUACACGAAAGUGGAUCUUGUGAACAAGACGAAUCCUGUGUGGAAUGCCACAUUUCGCUUCUUCGUGCCCGAGAUACACAUCGAUAAUAUUCGUGUCAAGAUUGAGUUCUUUUGUCAGAGGAGUUUCUCAGAUGAUAAGUACGUUGGUCAUUUAAACCUCAGUAUAAAACCGCUUGGUAAUAAAGGUGCUAAAUAUAGUUUUACAGUGGAUAGGAACGAUAAUUCAUCUGGGAAUUUUGGAACUGCAAAUUUUUCACAUAUAUUGGGAGAUAAAGUAAUCGUUGAACAAGACACCUCGCCGCCGCCAUCAUCAUCAUCAUCAUUAGAAGAUUAUAUUCUCAUGUUGGAGAUGAUCAAAACUGGAGUGGAAAUAGUGUCUGAAGUGGUCAAGUUCUAG
Capsicum annuum is the source of this 510-nucleotide messenger RNA. Its product is annotated as protein SRC2 homolog. NCBI's taxonomy places the organism in Eukaryota, Viridiplantae, Streptophyta, Magnoliopsida, Solanales, Solanaceae. The record is from RefSeq and is a predicted model, not a curated record. The coding region runs from base 1 to 510 and encodes 169 amino acids. The transcript has a single exon.